AUCCAAUGAGCGGAACGAUCACAUGACAAAAAGACCCAUAAACUGGGAAUCAAAUGGCGAAAACCAAUCAGCUCCCUAAACGUAGACUCUCCUAACCAAUAAAACGAGAUUACAUAUACAAAAAACAUAUAAAAUUCUAAAUAAAAUAUUUGGGAGAAGACGACCGUAUGGUUGUGGUGGUUCGACGCGUAUUUGAAGCAUGAGCAUCGCCGAGUUAUUAGGGCUAUUUUGACCGAUUACGCAGCCCGCAAGUGGCACACAGGUUAUGGGAUUGCAUAAGAUGAAAUACUAAAUGGAAUAGAGAUCGAGAUUUUGAUUUGAUAUAUUUUUGAAGAUUUUCUAAGGAAAAAUUUUCAUUUGUAUAAUAUAUAUGACCGUAAGCUUGUGACACUCUAAAUUACUCAGUCCAAUCCACAACAAGUAAUGUUUGUUCUUUCCAAUUUUUACCUAUAUAUCAAUUCUAAAAAUUAUAAGUCUUUGUCAAGUAAUGCUCAUCUUAUGUCUCUAUUGAGUAGUAAAGUUAGUAGUAAAGUUCUGAAUAAACCCAGUAAAUAUAUAAUUUUUUCGGUACUUUUUCAACCUUAAGUUGGCAAAUUACAGGGUGUGGCAGAUUUUGUUGUUACCAUAACAAUUAUUUGCAUAAACUCUGAAUAAUAGUAAAUUGUAUUAGUUUCUUCACGUGUGUUCCAAUGUCUCAAGGUCAAAAUGUAUGUACUACAUCAACCAUUGCCCUUUUGGCUCCAGAAUUUCCCAAGUGUCUAUCCACUUUCUAGCCAUUUUUGUGAGUAGAUAUUUGUUUAUUACAUCUGAUUUAGUUACAUAUUUGCUAUGCAAGCUUUACUCCCUGAUGCUUUUGAUUUUAUUUGCAUAAUGUUUGUAGCUUACAUGAAAAAGUGGAAACCCUUUUGUCAACUUAUGAAGAAAAAAGGGAGAUUGUUAAAAUAUGUUCCUUUUGUCAAAAUUAAGCCAAUCAUUGCAGAUGUCCAAGAUUAUAGGUAUUCAUGUGAACCUUGAUGUUGAAAAUUGUGUACUUUUUUUUACCAAUGAUUGAUAUUGAGAGAAAAAUGCCUCACAGCCUGUUCAACAAGGAAAAAAUGACUACAUUCAUUUGGUUAACUGUGUCUUAAUUCAUCUUUCCUGCACUUUUCUCUUCCAUCUUCCUCAAUUUUUUUUAUAACGUUUGCACGAUUGGGAACAGUAGCCAAUUUGGGAGGAUAUUUUGUCUCCUGUGACAGUUCAUGUUAGUUCUUUUUAAGAAUAUCAAUACUCAAAACCCACAAUCCCUCUUCCUAUGGAUGAUGUCAUAGUCAUUAAAUCAAAUUGAAUAAGUAUUAAUUAAAGAAUAUCAAUAUUUUUCGAUAAGGACCCCCACGUUCUACAGACUGCCAGAUGGCAUUCCCUGUUCUUCCUUCCUCCCCAAAAUAUGACCACUAUUUUUUUUUUCUGGUUGAUAUUAAUACUAACUGAUAGUAGUUAAUGAGAUUAUACUUUUAUUUAAAGAAUCGGUCUUGUAUGAUGAACCCAUAUUAUAUUGAUGUUUAUUCCUGAUUGGACUUAAUCUGUUUUCACGGGUUUGAAAGGUUGCAUAAUUCUACCCAUGAUUGGCCAAAUUCUGUAUUAGGCCCCAGCUCCAUUUUUUUUUUUUUUUUUUUUGNUGAUAUCCAGGCCACAUUUGCACACAGUUUAUUGGUUUUUAAGAUUAGAAAAAUCUUGUUGUGCAUAGUUUUUCCAACCAAUUGUUUUUAUUAAUUUAUUCUGUAGCUAAGACUAUAAAUAUUUCAGCAUUUGCUAGUAUCCAGCAACUCGAACUUCUAAAUACCUUCCACCUUCAGCUUCUAAAUCGAACAGAAAAAUUCUUAAAAGAAAAACAAAAACUAAAAAGAAUUAUGGAACAAAUAGAGGCAAUUUCAGGAUUCGAAUGGAACUCCAUGAGUGGAAUUUGUUCCGAUGAGGCUGAGUUCAUGGCCCAAUUGCUCGGUAAUUCUUCAAUCCCAAAUGAGUUACCGAGCAAUUCUGUUUUUCCUACAUUUUGGCCAGACGAGACAAAUGCAAGCAUAUAUUCUUUCUCACAGGAAAAUGGCGGCAUCUUUUUCCCGUUUUCGUCGAGUCAUGAAGGGUAUCAUAAUGAUGUGUCUCGUCAAGAGUUUAUGAGUAUGGAUUUCUGUAAGGAAAAUAUCGACUUCUUGAAUCUUGAUGAUGUCAGCAAUGACAGUACAGAGUCAAAUGAGAAUGUUUCAGAAAGUGUUGUUCGUGGGAAUAAUUUGCAGCUUGGAGAGGAUCUUACGAUCCAAAAUAUGGCAGAACUGCCGAGGGGAAAUAGUACUAUAGGGACGAAGAAAAGAUCCCGAGCCUCUCCAGAAUUCCAGAAGAACAAGAGAAGCAUGAAACUCAAGAAGUGUGAUGAUGAUAAUGUUGAGGGUCACGAUAACAACAACAAUAUGAAGAUGAUUCAUGGGCAGAGCUCGAGCAGCUGCUGUUCGGAAGAUGAUUCUAUGGGGUCAAAGGGAAGUGGGCCCCACAACUCAAACGGCAAAACACGUGCCAGCAGGGGCUCGGCAACUGAUCCCCAGAGCCUCUAUGCAAGGAAGAGAAGAGAGAGAAUAAACGAGAGAUUGAGAAUCUUGCAGAACCUUGUCCCUAAUGGAACUAAGAAAUCACUAUCAAGUAUAACAGAGUGUGCAUUUUUGGUCCCGAUCUACGACCCACCUGCUCCGAAGCGUCUUUGUUAUUGGGCUGAGAACGGGCUAAUGCAUCCCCUGUUUCAGGCGGAAAUCGACCACGUGGAUGUGUUAGGUCGCUUGAGUGGGUGA
Striga asiatica is the source of this 2810-nucleotide messenger RNA. The record is from the annotation of a GenBank genome assembly. Lineage: Eukaryota; Viridiplantae; Streptophyta; Magnoliopsida; Lamiales; Orobanchaceae.